AUGCGCACAAUCGCCCACUCAGUCGUCACCUUCCUGCUCUCUUUCUCCCUCCCCUCCCCUCCCCUCUCCACAAGCCCGUCGCUCGACCUCUCCUCGCUCGGCUUGUCCUCAGUCAACAUCGACUCGUCGAUUCAGGCAGUCAGCGUCCACAUUCUCGCGGGCACACCGCCGGACCCGCCCAACGGCAACUUCGACGAUGAAAAGUGCAGCCCCGCGCAGGUGACUGCGAUCCGCAACGGCAUCGCCGACGCGCGCAACAUGGCGGCCGGUGCAAUCGAGCUGCUGAAACCGAAGGACAUGAAGAAGAGCAACGGCUUCUUCUGGAUAUUCGGUGGGUCCACGGUCGACCCCGCGGUCAUCGCCAAGCACUUCUCAUUUGUGCUGAGGCUCGGCACGGCUAACGAGAUCAUGUCGACCGAAGAUUACAAAAACAGUAAGACGGACCUCAUCUUCACGUGCAUUCCCCCGACAGCGCCGAAGGCUACCUCUGUGUAUGCGAACACGCAGAACAUCGGCCGACAGAAGUCGGUGCUCAAUCUCAUCCGACUGUCGCCCCUGGGACUUGCGAACACGGAAUCGUACACCGUCGCUGCAGCGCGCGUGAAGGCGUUGGGCAAGAUCGAGGCCGGCUUCCCCAACAAACAAGUCGGCACGGUUAGCGGCCCUGUCCCGCCCAUCGCGUUCACAAUCGUACAUGAGGUGCAACACGCUCAUCCGCUGAUGGAUGACCCCGGAAGGGAUUUCCUGGUGGAUGAGAAGGUCCUCGACGCCCAAGGUGUCCUCCGGCGCGCAUAUGGCUUCCAGCAGAUCAUGCAGCUAGACCUUCCAAAGAAGCAGAGGAACCCGCAGAACUUCGCGUUUUUUGCGAUGCUCGCAGCCUCCAACCCCGAGAUCUUUGCGCCGAACUGCUUCAUCGGCCCGGCACCGCUCGGCCCGGCGCCGCUGAUCGCCGGCCGUGCUUGGGUGCAGAAGCCGCUCGGGCCGGACACGUGUCGCGCUACGGUCCCUGGCGCUUGUGCGGCGUGUAAGAAGAUCAUUAAGGGCAUUCCUGGAGACGUCAAGCUGCCCAACUUCGAGCCCGACUCAAUGUAA
Molecule: messenger RNA, 1092 nt
Organism: Mycena indigotica
Lineage: Eukaryota; Fungi; Basidiomycota; Agaricomycetes; Agaricales; Mycenaceae
Exons: 3
Coding region: 1-1092 (363 amino acids)
Molecular function (GO): metallopeptidase activity
Source: RefSeq, a predicted model, not a curated record